Brenthis ino (lesser marbled fritillary) is the source of this 918-nucleotide messenger RNA. Lineage: Eukaryota; Metazoa; Arthropoda; Insecta; Lepidoptera; Nymphalidae. The record is from the annotation of a GenBank genome assembly.
AUGAGCGAGCGGGCCGGCAGCUGGCGGUGCGCGCAGUGCGGCGCGGCGUGGUCGCGCGCGGCGCUGGCGGCCGAGCACGUGGCGCGCGCGCACGGCGGGCCCGCGCCCACGCACCGCUGCCGCCUCUGCGGACGCGACGAGCCGACUCUAGCGAAAUUGAGGAACCACGUGAAGGACCACGCGGCGAGGCCCGAGUGCGAGCUGUGCGGGAAGUCCUUCCGGGACAGGACCUCGCUGCGGACUCAUUUGUUCAUCCACAAAGGCGAAAAGGAGUACGAGUGUCCGAGGUGCAACAAAAAGUUUUUGUUCAAAAAGGCAAUGGAAGUGCAUCUGGUGACGCACGACGCGAGCGCGCUGUUGUAUUGCCAUUUGUGUGACAAAAACUUUAAAAACAAAAUGUCGUACAAUCAACACAUGAAAUACAAUUUAAAACACAUAGAUCCGGCGAAACUUAAAUACGCGUGCCAGCAGUGCCCGAAGCGCUUCGCGAAGGCGUCGCGCCUCCGCGAGCACCGCCUCGCGCUGCACCUACGCCUCGCGCCCGUGCGCUGCGCCCACCCCGGCUGCGCCUUCGUCACUAAGGCCCCCACUGACCCCGCCCCGUGCCCGCAGGCGUGCGCGUCGCGCACGGUGCUGCGCACGCACACGCGCAUGCUGCACCGCGCCGCGCGGCUGCUGCGCAACCACGUGUGCCACCUCUGCGGCAAGGCCUACACCACUAAGAAAUGUCUAGAGGGCCACCUGCGCUCGCACAGCGGCGAGCGCCCCUUCCGCUGCGCCAAGUGUCCCGCCGCCUUCGGGUACGAGGCCGCGCUCUACAACCACAACAAGCUGGUGCACCUCAAGCCUAAGUCUACUCGUCGCACGGCAGAGUGGACCGGCGUCGCGCAGCCGCAGCCCGCCAGUGAACAGACGACG